Messenger RNA from Sinocyclocheilus rhinocerous, 1293 nucleotides. Its product is annotated as calcineurin B homologous protein 3-like. The coding region runs from base 92 to 745 and encodes 217 amino acids. NCBI's taxonomy places the organism in Eukaryota, Metazoa, Chordata, Actinopteri, Cypriniformes, Cyprinidae. The record is from RefSeq and is a predicted model, not a curated record. The transcript has 8 exons. Gene Ontology annotation, molecular function: calcium ion binding.
GGAGCUUUGCUAUCAAAGUCUGAGGGACACGUUGUGAAAGUUCUGACCAUUCUUCACACGACUUUCUUUCUGAUCUCUUCCGGAGUUUAGCAUGGGAGCUUCUCAUUCUGGACGAGUGCAUAUGUUCCAUGAUCUGGCUGAUAAAACUGGCUUUUCCAUAGAGCAGAUAAAUAACCUCCAUAACAGAUUUAUGUACCUGACUCAAGAUGAAGACACUUUAAGACGUGAACACCUUGAGAAUAUUAGCAAUUUGGCCCUCAACCCAAUCCGAAGACAGAUCAUUGAGGCUUUCUUUGAUAAAAGGAACUUGGGUGAAAAAGAGAAGGGCUGUCUGCAGGAGAUCGGUUUUGAGGAAUUCGUUACUGUCCUGUCCUUCUUCAGACCACCCAAACCACACACUGCUGACGAAGAGAUGAAAAACAUCAAGAAGGAGAAACUACGCUUUCUAUUCAACAUGCAUGACACUGACAAUGAUGGCGUCAUCACGCUGGAUGAAUACGGACGUGUGGUGGAGGAGCUGCUGUCUAGCUAUGAAACCAUAGGAGCAGAAACCGCCAAAGCCAUUUCAGAUGCUGCAAUGCUGGAGGUGGCGAGUGUCACAGUGGGUCAGAUGGGUCCUGAUGAAUUUUAUGAGGGAAUCACCUUUGAACAGUUCAUGCAGAUAUUGAAAAAUGUAGAGAUCGAGACCAAGAUGAAUAUUCACUUUUGGAACUUGGACACCAGGACGAUGCAAUGUGGGAAAUGAGUCACUUCUGCUUCACAGCAGCACUUUAUUUUAGACCUAAACAUGUCAAAUUUGUCUCAUGGAUUCAACUCUUAGUAUUGAGUUCUUUCUCUGAAAUAUCUUAAAUGCUUAAGAUAUGGAGGCAGUGAACAUGAGUCAGGAGCAAACCAAACGUGCAAAGUAUUUCUAUAUAUUUGGAAGACAUUUAUCAACCACAUGAAGCCCGGCUAUUUUUGUGACUUCAUAUAUUCACAUAUGUACAAUGCAAGGCAUUUUGAUUCAUACAUACUUUCAGAUGCUAUGUAACAGUGGAAUUGAGCCAUGCGAUCAUAAAUUUCCCUUCUGAGCAAAGUGCUGAUUUUAUAAUGGAGGAAGUCUUGGAAAUCAACAGUCAAACCGGUGCUUAAACACUCCACACCCAAAGUUAAUGAAUCCACAAAUCUUAUCAAUCACCUCAAAAACAGCAGGAAGUGAUUGUUUUGUUGCCCGUGUGCUUUUGCCCUCUUAUUACAAUAAUAUAUCUGGCUUCCUUCCACCAAAGUUAUAUAUUAAUAUGUAUUACAGAGGUG